Messenger RNA from Dipodomys ordii (Ord's kangaroo rat), 1219 nucleotides. It is a transcript of the gene Dcaf15, whose product is annotated as DDB1 and CUL4 associated factor 15. The record is from RefSeq and is a predicted model, not a curated record. The transcript has 8 exons. Gene Ontology annotation, cellular component: Cul4-RING E3 ubiquitin ligase complex. Lineage: Eukaryota; Metazoa; Chordata; Mammalia; Rodentia; Heteromyidae. The annotation marks the transcript as partial. Gene Ontology annotation, biological process: protein ubiquitination.
CCUCCGCUGACCCCGCCCCCUCGCCCUCUCAUUGCAGGAGACGGCAGCUUCUGCCAAAUUCUGUAUGACCACAGAGCCUCGCCCCCCGCCCCGGCCGACCCCCCGGGACCCCCCAGCCCCGAGUCGCCCCAAACCCUGCCCAGCCCCGAAGUGGCCCCAGCCCCGCCCUCCGGGGUCCCCGAACCCUCGCCCGCCAUCGCCAAAGCCAAGGAGUUUGUGGCCGACAUCUUCCGCCGGGCCAAAGAGGCCAAGGGGGGCACCGCCCCCGAGCCGGCGCGGCCGCCCGCGCCCGAGGCGCCCGCGCCCGAGCCGGGCUACGUCAACUACACCAAGCUGCACUACGUGCUGGAGUCCGGGGAAGGCGGGGAGGCCGGCCACGAGUUCCAGGACGACAAGAUCUCUCUGCCCUUCGUGGUGACCGAUCUCCGCGGCCGGCACCUGCGGCCCAUGCGGGAGCGGACGGCCGCCCAGGGCCAGUGUCUGACGGUGGAGCAGCUCACGCUGGACUUCGAGUAUGUCAUCAACGAGGUCAUCCGCCACGACGCCACCUGGGGCCACCAGUUCUGCUCCUUCAGUGACUACGACAUCGUCAUUCUGGAGGUCUGCCCAGAAACCAACCAGGUCCUCAUCAACAUCGGCCUGCUGCUCCUGGCCUUCCCCGCGCCCAUCAAGGAGGGGCAGCUCCGACCAAAGACCUACCACACCAGCCUCAAGGUGGCCUGGGAUCUCAACACGGGCAUCUUCGAGACCGUCAGCGUGGGUGACCUCACGGAGGUCAAAGGGCAGACCAGUGGCAGCGUGUGGAGCUCGUACCGCAAGAGCUGCGUGGACAUGGUCAUGAAGUGGCUGGUGCCCGAGGGCAGCGGCCGCUACGUCAGGGGGCUGAGGGCCAUCACUCCGGUUCCCGCAGGGUGCUCGCUGAAGGUGCUGGCGGACAGCGAGCGGUACACGUGGAUCGUGCUGUGAGGGUCCCCGGGCCCGACUCCAACUACCUCCGAGCCGAGCCCCGCCGCCGCCGGGGAAGCUGCGGGAAGGGGCCCCGCGGGCCAAGCCUGGUGUUCCGCGUCGCAUUUUUAUUUAUGCCUAUUUAAGUUGCGGGGUGCGAGGGGCGCGCCCGCCUUCCCACCGCCCCCCGCGCUGGGCGCCACCGCCCUGCGCAUGCGCCCUCCUCAGCGCCAGGGUGGGCACGGCCCGGGAGAGCCCCGGCGCCCCCAUCCGC